Molecule: messenger RNA, 2064 nt
Organism: Culex pipiens pallens (northern house mosquito)
Lineage: Eukaryota; Metazoa; Arthropoda; Insecta; Diptera; Culicidae
Product: alkaline phosphatase 4-like
Exons: 3
Coding region: 276-1982 (568 amino acids)
Biological process (GO): dephosphorylation
Molecular function (GO): alkaline phosphatase activity
Source: RefSeq, a predicted model, not a curated record
UUGUUCAGUAUUUAAGCGGUCGCGAUUCGGCGAAGGUCACUAGACCUAGCGCAACGACGGCGAACGAGAGCAGAUCGGGAAGUGCAUUUCUCUGCGGGGUCUGUCGAUCGAGGCAGGUGUUCAACGAAAGAGGUGUAGAACAAUGAUCGUGUCGUGAUCGAGUGCGUGUGUAAAGUUAUUAGUGAAAUUUAGAGUGAGCUUUAUUUCGGUACAUUACCUUGCAUUUAGUCGAAUUUAGUCAACAAUAGUGCGGGCAGCAGAGCACAACAAUAAAAAUGAGUUCCCCGCAAAUGGCCAACAAAACUCGGCUGCGAUUAGUGUUAAGUGGCUUUUUGUACCUUCUGAUCUGUGAUAUUGCUGGUGUCAACGGAGCGGCAUUCAAAUCGCCCAAUAAGGAUGACGCCCGUUUCUGGCGCUACCAAGCCGAAUCCUACCUCAAGCAGGUGCUCCAGUACGCGGACAACGCAAAGGGCGCGGGCGUGGCCAAAAACAUCAUCAUCUUCGUCGGCGACGGGCUGGGCGUGGCUUCGCUGUCCACCGGGCGCAUCUACAAGGGCCAGCUGGCGAACCGAUCGGGCGAGGAGGAGAUGCUCAGCUUCGACCACUUUCCGUACACCGGCUUCUCGAAGACGUACAACACGGACCGACAGGUGCCGGACUCUGCGGGGACGGCGACGGCCCUGUUCAGCGGAAUUAAGACCAAGUACGGCGUUUUGGGGGUGGAUCACACCGUGACGGAGACCACGGAGGCGGCGGCUAGUGUGUCCAGUUUUAUGGAGUGGGCUCAGUCGGUUGGGAAGCGGACGGGGAUUGUGACCACGACCAGGGUGACGCAUGCGACUCCGGCGGCGACUUUUGCGCACUCGUUCAACCGGAAUUGGGAGUGCGAGGCAAAGAUUCCGGACGGGCUGAGGAACCGGACGAAGGACAUUGCGCUGCAGAUGGUGGAGAAUGCUCCAGGGUCGAAGUUCAAUGUGAUUCUUGGAGGUGGGCGGGCAUGCUUUGGGGCGGCCAUUCCGGAGCAGCUCAAGACGAAGAUCGUGUUCAACGGGACGAUGGAGAAGAACUGCUGGCGCAAGGAUGGGCGAAAUGUGGUUGAGGAGUGGUUGGACAGCAAGAAUGGCACGUCGGCAGCUUACGUAACGAACACGGCCCAGCUGAUGAACGCUCCGGUAGAUGAGAUGGACCAUCUGCUCGGGUUGUUUGCCGAUACUCACAUGACGUACGAGACGCUUCGUGACACCAGCAAUGAGGGAGAACCAUCCCUGUCGGAUAUGACGGAACGGGCGAUCCGGGUACUGCGGAGGAAGCACUCGAACGGAUUCGUACUGAUGGUGGAAGGAGGACGAAUUGACCACGCCCAUCACCAGAAUUACGCACACCUCGCGUUGAUGGAGGUCGUCGAGAUGGACCGAGCCGUUGAACGUGCUCUCGGCAUGGUCGAUCUAGAAGACACCCUAGUCAUUGUGACGGCGGAUCAUUCCCAUGCGAUGACCUUCAACGGAUAUCCGGACCGCGGGAACGACAUCUUAGGAUUCGGCAACCGGCCGGACAAGCUCCCGUACGAGACGAUCACGUAUGCCAACGGUCCCGGCUUCCGGCUGCACCGCGUCAACGACAGCUCGUCGGAACCCUCGGACUACGCCACGUGGAUUCCGGUCCGGAACAUGGACCGAAACGAAGUCACGUACCGGCACCUGUCGGCGUUCCCGCUGGAGGACGAAACGCACGGCGGGGAGGACGUGGCGGUGUUUGCUGCGGGUCCGGGGUCCGGGCUGGUGCGGGGAACCUUCGAGCAGAACUUUAUCGCGUACGUGAUGAGCUACGCCGGCUGCAUGGGACCGGCCCGGAAGCUGAACGAAGGUUGCUUGGGGCGGAAGGGGGCCGCGGGAGGAGCGAGGGGCUCCAUUGCCGGAAGUAUUGUUCCUAAGUUGUUGAUCAGUAUUGGGUUUGUGGUGUUUAGCAAAGUGUGCCGGUUUUGACGGGAGGGAGGUUAGAACAUUGUUAUUGAUUGUAAAUUUUAUUAAGGAAUUAAAGAAAUAAAUGUAAAUAUUGUUAAAUCGU